Messenger RNA from Vollenhovia emeryi, 4115 nucleotides. It is a transcript of the gene bru3, whose product is annotated as CUGBP Elav-like family member 4. The coding region runs from base 1584 to 2747 and encodes 387 amino acids. Gene Ontology annotation, biological process: mRNA splice site recognition; regulation of alternative mRNA splicing, via spliceosome. Lineage: Eukaryota; Metazoa; Arthropoda; Insecta; Hymenoptera; Formicidae. The transcript is spliced from 14 exons. Gene Ontology annotation, molecular function: mRNA binding. Gene Ontology annotation, cellular component: nucleus; cytoplasm; ribonucleoprotein complex. The record is from RefSeq and is a predicted model, not a curated record.
AGAGCGACCGCAGUGUGCACCAUCUCCACGUUUUGGUAAAAGAGGCGGCGUCGUUGCCGGAGUGCACGAGUUGUACAUCGCCGUUGAUCGUACGACGAUCAGCUGGAGACGAUCAGCAGCUCGUCGUACGGCCCCCCUUCAUUUUCCUCCCCCACCCCCCUCCGCCGACGUCACUCUCCUUAUCGGAUGACUGCGUGAGCUCCGGAGGGAUCUCCGCGACGAGACUUGGGACACGCGCGCUCGAGGAUCUCGGCCGGAUUUUCGCGUCGGUGGGCGAGGACGCGUCGUCGUCCGCACCAGCUCGCGCGAUUUUUCCCUCCCGCGGCUGGACCCAUCGCGUCCGCUCCGUUUCGCUCCGCUGCGAAGUGACGCGACCCUUUCUUCUUGAUGUGUACGACGACGACAACGAGGCGGAGGACGGUCGGUAGUUACGCGGACGACGCUCUCGCCGGCGGUACCAGCGUUCCGGAGUCGAGUGACACCUAGCACGAGGAGGGUUCGUCGCGGGGACAACGGGGUGGCGAGUUCGAAACGGCGAUACUUGUCCCGCGUAUCGGUGGUGUUGUUAUUGAUGUUUUGCUCGUGACGUUUGUGUUAAAACGUAACGUGUACUGACCACGCGCGCCGUUGUCGGGCUUUCUGAAUUGGACCGCGAGCCUACGAGAUUCAGUGCCGGUUUUCCGUUCUCCGUUUUAAGACACGAGAAUUUCGCCCCGUCGCGGUGCCCCGCGUGGUGGAUUAACUCGACGUUUUUCGCGGACCAGUCGAUCGCAGCCGAGAUCGGGGACACGUGGAGUCUUGGAUCGGAUCGCUCUCGACUCACGUGGUCGUCGUACGACCGGCGGCGCUCGUGGUCGUGCGUCCGCGACUCUCGCGUAGUUUAGACUUGUCGCGGGUGAUCACGCGGAUAGAAGGAUCUUCCUCGCGCUCCCGUAGAGCGACAACUCCGGUAUUCAUGGUGCCUCCGGGCACGCUCGACGUUAAUCCGCACGUGAACGUCAACUGUACUCGGUGAGUGUUCGCUUGUUGAGGACAGGCGUUUCGUUUGUGCGCGACGCGACGACGCGUUCCCCAUUCUGCCUUCGUCAACGAACGAAGCGUACAUGUCACGAAUAGAGGGAGAGGGAUGACGACGCACGAGCACCGCGAUUCCGUUGAAGGGAACAGCGUGGACUCGUGAAGAACGGCGACUGUGCGACUGCGAGAGGCGAGAGGACACGGGGCGGCUCCACUCGUGGCUUGCGACUCUUCGUGGGACUCCCGAGAUCCGCAAGCACGCGGAAUCAACCAGGCAGCGUGGAGCGCUCGGCGAUUGUGUGGCCGCGCGCCGCGGACCUUUAUCUUUAUCAGCCAGGCUGCGCGUUCCUCACCUACUACAGCCGUGACAGCGCAAUCAGCGCCCAGAACGCUCUGCAUGAGAAGCGGACUUUACCAGGGGGUGUGACGGGCGACCGGCUGGCCGGGGGCGCCGCACACCUCCUCCACCUCUUCUUCUUCUUGCCACGACCACAACACACAAUGUAACAACAACUACUACUACUAGUGUCGUCCGCGCGAACCACGUUCUCAAUGUACUCGAUGUGAUGAACCGUCCUAUUCAAGUGAAACCAGCGGACAGUGAAAACCGCGGAGACAGAAAGCUGUUCGUUGGUAUGUUAAGCAAGCAACAAACUGAAGACGAUGUGCGACAGCUGUUUACUACCUUCGGUUCAAUAGAGGAGUGCACCAUCCUCCGUGGGCCCGACGGAAGCAGCAGAGGCUGUGCCUUCGUGAAACUCUCGUCGCACCAAGAAGCACUGGCAGCAAUAAACUCUCUACACGGUAGCCAAACUAUGCCGGGUGCGUCAUCCAGCAUAGUGGUAAAAUUCGCAGACACUGAUAAAGAGAGACAGAUAAGACGCAUGCAGCAAAUGGCCGGGAACAUGAGCAUCCUUAACCCCUUCUUCAAUCAUUUCGGCGCUUACAACGCUUACGCUCAGCAGCAAGCAGCGCUCAUGGCAGCCGCGACUACACAGGGAGCGUACAUCAAUCCAAUGACCGCGUUGGCAGCUGGACAAUUACCGCAUACAUUGAACGGCAUGCCAAAUCCCGUGGUCCCACCCACCUCCGGUUUGCUCGUAGGUACCGGCACAGGGCAACCGGUUAACGGGGCACUACCGUCGUUACCGUCGCCGACGAUGCCCAAUUUUAACAUGGCCGCUCAAACGCCGAACGGCCAGCCGGCAGGCUCGGAUCCAGGUGUCUACACCAACGGAAUACCGCAGACUUAUGCGGGACAUGCCCUCCAUCUGUCCAUUCCAGCGCAGGGGUUGGCCAACGGGGAGGCGGCACUUCAGCAUGCCGCCGCGUAUCCUGGAAUGCAGGCUUAUGCUGGAGUGGCCGCUUACCCCGCCGUCUACGGCCAGUUUCCUCAGGCUAUUCCUCAGCCGAUGACCGCGGUGGCACCCACGCAGAGGGAAGGAUGCUCUAUCUCAGGACCCGAGGGCUGCAACCUGUUCAUCUACCACCUGCCCCAGGAGUUCGGUGACGGCGAGCUCAUGCAGAUGUUCCUCCCGUUUGGCAACGUCAUCUCCUCCAAAGUCUUCAUCGACCGGGCGACCAACCAGAGUAAAUGCUUUGGUUUCGUGUCGUUCGAUAAUCCAGCGAGCGCGCAAACAGCGAUCCAAGCGAUGAACGGCUUCCAAAUAGGGAUGAAACGAUUAAAAGUCCAAUUGAAGAGGCCCAAGGACGCCAGCCGGCCAUACUAACCCACGUCCUAGCCUAGAAAAUCUGGACGAGUCGCGCCCUAUGUCGUAACUUACAGAAUGUCGUCCGAGAACGUGAACUCGAUGGACGCUCGACGAUCAGGAGUGACGAGUUGAAUCACCGUUACAACGCUCUCCGCCGUAACAACUUAGUAUACUAGCUAGUUAAUUCAUUAGAGGGUAAAAAUUUAGAAGUCAGUAGGACAGCAAACGGCUCCAGCGUUGUUGGAGUCCGUGCGGCGACGGCGAAGAGGCUGAAGCGAAAGCGAUGGAGGAUGUUGUGCGCUGAACCCAGAGAAGAAGAGCCGAAGAGAGAAGAGGACGAGACGCGCGCUGAGACGACGUUUCCCAGAUGUUCGGAUAACCGGAAUCCGCCGGCAGGCAACAACGGCAUUUGCUCUGUCCCCUUUUCGUCCAUUCUCACUACAAAUCUGCAUGUUUCUUUCUGUCCUCCGCGAUUCUAGCCUCUGGUCCCCAACUGCCAGGUGAAAGAUUGCGUUCAAGCAGAAUGGACGCACGAGCGUGCGGCGGCGCCUGUCGCGAAUAUUUCGAGGAUCCGAUCAUCCCGGAGAGACCUGCCGGAAAUACUGGAAGUAUCGAACUACCGAUCACCGUCGUCCGGAUGUACACGGCGACGACACCGUUACAGUUACACGCGCGACGAGUCACGACAUCGCGCCGCGACGAUUGUCCAGCAUCAAACCGACAAUAGCUAUCGCGAGGUAUCCCGUCGACAAAACGCCCCUAGGAGUCUCGUCGUGUUCGUUGUCAGUUCGACGCACAGCGCGGAAAAGACGCCACGGUAGAGAACACUUUGCCGUACACCCGGUCUGAUCGAUCCUCGACGAGGACCCUCGGCGAGGUGGGAUCGCCGUGCCCGGACAAGAACAGCCCUGACCAUCACCGUGGUACGAGAGAGACCGACAAAUCUUUUGUACCGCAGCGCAGCGAGCGACAUUAGUCGUCGCGACGAAGAUCCUGCGCGCGUCAUCCUCGACGACGACGACGGGACGGAUGAUAAUCCCCCGCGCGACUGACGAAAGUAGGAUAAAAUGCAGGCUCGUCCCGAGGACACGGGCGAGGUCCGAAUAUCUCUCUCCCAAAAAGACAAAUGUCAAUCAUACGCUAUACAGGGUGCUCGUCUGACGAAACGCGUCUGAAAACUUUGAAAAAAAGAAAAAGACAAAAAAAUACAAAAAAAGAAAACCAGAGAAUCAAGCGGCGAACUUGGGCUCAGCGCCGGUCCGACAUCCCAGCCGGAUAUCGGGUUCUCCUUAACGUUUAAGAUUUAAGCACGUACGACGCGCUGUAGAUUUUAUAUACCGCAGGAUAGAGCAGUGAGAGAGAGAGUGAGAGAGAGAGAGAGAGAGA